ACGACCGAGGAGGACAGAGCAGCAGCAGCAGCAGCAAAGAAGAAGAAGAAAAAAAGAAAAGAAAGAAGAAAAGAAAAGAAAGAAGAAGAGCAUCAUGGACGUGUUUAAGAAGGGAUUCUCUAUGGCGAAGGACGGAGUGGUGGCGGCUGCUGAGAAGACGAAGGCCGGAGUGGAAGAAGCUGCUUCUAAGACUAAAGAGGGAGUCAUCUAUGUUGGAAACAAGACGAUGGAAGGAGUAGUGAGCGGCGUGAACACAGUCUCCCAGAAGACGAGCGAUCAGGCCAACACCGCGGCCGACACCGCCGUUGCCGGGGCCAACGAGGUCGCCCAGGCAACAGUGGACGAGGUGGAGAAGGCGGCGAUGGCGAGUGGAUUGGUCAGCUCGGUGGACCAACAAACAGCAGCUGGAGGAGAACAGAGUGAAGAGGCUCAGUAGACUUCCUGUUUCCUGUCUGAUGAGCAACCAGAGAAGAAGAACUCUACAUUUUAGCUCAACUCUCCUGAGCUCUGACCUUUGACCCCUCCUAACCCUACAAAUAUCCUUUCUGGACUUUAUGCAAUUUAACCUCUUCAUCUCAGUUACCAUCAUCUUUCCUCCCGUUGCCAUGGUUACACUGCCUCUGCAUCACACACUGCUGCUCUCAGCUGAUUGGUCAGUGUGGAGUGACAUCACCGGGGGCGGGGCUUACCACAUCUGUUUCCUGUCAAUCACAGAGAUGACUCCGCCCCCCCGACAGAGAAACACCUGACGCCUUUAAAAAUGAUCAAUAAUGCUUUACUAACACACACACACAAACACACACACACAAACACACACACACACACACACACACACACAUACACACACACACACACACACACACACACACACACACACACAUACACAAACACCUGUUCAGCUGAUUUUAUUCUUUUAUAAACAGCAGAAAUCAGAUAAAUAAAUAAAGAGUUUUAACGCUGCUUUGUUUCUUCUUCUGUGUUUUUGUGUUUUUCUGGUCAC
This is a messenger RNA of Scomber scombrus (Atlantic mackerel), 1000 nucleotides long. RefSeq names its product synuclein, gamma a (gene sncga). The transcript has 5 exons. The coding region runs from base 95 to 436 and encodes 113 amino acids. NCBI's taxonomy places the organism in Eukaryota, Metazoa, Chordata, Actinopteri, Scombriformes, Scombridae. The record is from RefSeq and is a predicted model, not a curated record. Gene Ontology annotation, cellular component: axon terminus; neuronal cell body; cytoplasm. Gene Ontology annotation, biological process: chemical synaptic transmission; synapse organization; synaptic vesicle endocytosis. Gene Ontology annotation, molecular function: cuprous ion binding.